GUCUAUUUGGCAGCUUUGCUUCUUCUAUAUCUCACUUCAAAAGAAAAAAAAACACAUUUUAACUAAAAUUCAAAGGAAAACAGAGCAAAAAAAAAACCCAGAAACAGAGACGAAGAAACUAAUUCAAAGGAUCAAGAAACCGCUUCACUUUAAAAAGGGAUGGUGAUGGUAGUAGGAGAAACAUCCAUGGAGCUUGACCAGUGUUUUCAGAUGAUGAUGAUGAAGAUGGAAGGAGUCUCGAUCAAAGAGUGGAAAGAUAUCCCUGUUGAGCUUCUCUUGAGAAUCCUCUCUCUUGUUGAUGAUCGGAAUGUCAUUGCUGCUUCUGGUGUUUGCUGUGGCUGGAGAGAUGCCAUCUCGCUUGGCCUCACUCGUCUCCGGCUCUCUUGGUGCAACAACAACAUGAACAGCUUAGUUCUGUCUCUUGCUCCCAAGUUUGUAAAGCUGCAAACUUUGAUACUGCGCCAAGACAAACCUCAGCUAGAGGACAAUGCGGUGGAGGCCAUAGCAAAUCACUGCCAUGAGCUGCAAGAGCUUGAUCUCAGCAAAAGCCUGAAACUCACUGACCGUUCCCUCGACGCACUUGCUCAUGGCUGCCCUAACCUCACAAAACUCAACCUUAGCGCUUGCACUUCGUUCAGCGACAAAGCUAUUGCGUAUCUGACCACGUUCUGCAGAAACCUGAAGGUUCUGAAUCUUUGUGGAUGUGUUAACGCUGUUUCUGACUAUACCUUGGAGGCUAUUGGGAACAACUGCAAUCAGAUGCAGUCACUAAACUUGGGAUGGUGUGAGAAGAUCAGUGAUGAUGGGGUUAUGAGUUUAGCUUAUGGCUGUCCAGAUCUCAGGACCUUGGACUUGUGUGGUUGUGUUCUCAUUACAGAUGAGAGUGUGGUAGCUUUAGCUGAUUGGUGCGUCCACUUGAGAUCACUGGGGCUAUACUACUGCAGAAACAUAACGGACAGAGCCAUGUACUCGCUAGCUCAAAGCGGGGUGAAGAACAAACCAGGGGGGCAAUGGAAAUCAUCGGCCAAGAAGAGCAAAUUCGACGAAGAAGGGCUGAGAAGUCUCAACAUAAGCCAAUGCACUGCACUCACACCUUCGGCUGUUCAAGCGGUUUGCGAUACGUUUCCUGCUCUUCACACGUGUUCGGGGAGACAUUCGCUUGUGAUGAGCGGGUGUUUGAACUUGACGUCUGUGCACUGUGCUUGUAUCCUUCAGGCUCAUCGCUCGGUUCCUCACUCUGCUCACUGAAAGAGAGAGGGAAUGGGUAAUGUUUUGUAUAUAGAUGCUUAAUAUGUUGAUGAAGAGAUUAGAUGCCAAACUCUAAAAUUGCUUUUGAGUUGGUUUCUUUACGUUGUCUUGAAGGAUCUUUUUUGUAAGAACUCUUUGUUACUACUUAUUACCCUUGCUUAUUACUGAA
Brassica oleracea var. oleracea is the source of this 1417-nucleotide messenger RNA. Its product is annotated as F-box protein SKP2A. Bases 160 to 1248 code for a protein of 362 amino acids. Gene Ontology annotation, biological process: SCF-dependent proteasomal ubiquitin-dependent protein catabolic process. Gene Ontology annotation, cellular component: SCF ubiquitin ligase complex. The transcript is spliced from 5 exons. Gene Ontology annotation, molecular function: protein binding. Lineage: Eukaryota; Viridiplantae; Streptophyta; Magnoliopsida; Brassicales; Brassicaceae. The record is from RefSeq and is a predicted model, not a curated record.